Funneliformis geosporum is the source of this 1488-nucleotide messenger RNA. The record is from the annotation of a GenBank genome assembly. Lineage: Eukaryota; Fungi; Glomeromycota; Glomeromycetes; Glomerales; Glomeraceae.
AUGACACAAAAAGGAAAAGAGGAUGAAGGAAGUGAUAUCCUUUCUGAUUCUCUAUUAAAUCCUCAAAACAUAGGUAAGGAAUUUGAACUUUUUCAAUUUAAUACUGAAAAUGCGGAUUUGUUUUAUAGUGAAAAUGCAAAAGAUUAUGUGGGACCCUCUGAUGAAGAAAUUGAUAAUGCAGAUGAAAAUCAAUGUAAGAAAUAUAUUGAGGAGUUAAAGCAAGCAUAUGGAAAAGGUGAAAAACCAGGCAAAAUGGAUAAAACCCAUUCUGAAUUGCAAAAUUUAGUAGAUUUGAUUAAUAGCACGGGAACCUAUUAUGAAAUCCACAGCGAAAUAGGUUAUACGGCACCAAAAUAUAAUGAAGUAAAGGCGAAAGUAGAAGGCGGAGACCCUAAUUUUUCUAAGUAUUUAAUCCAAUUUAAAACAGAAAGUGAAAGGUCAGAGAAUGGGGUUUCAGCCAACCAAGCACUACCGACCCUAACGUUAGGGGAAAAAAUUGAGGAUAAAUACUUUUAUCUUUUUAAAAACACAGCUCUAACCGAUGAUGAAAGAAUUCAGAAAUUAAAUGAAAAAAAAGCAAAAAAGCAAGCUUUCAAUAAUACUAAGGAUGUAAGAAAGAAAAUCGAGAAUAUUUUGGAACGCAAGGAUAAAGUAAUUAAUUUAAUUGAGGAUUUAGUAGCAGGUAGAGGUCCAGAUACACCAGAUAUUUCCCAAGUGCGAGACCGAGCCAAAAGUGAUAUUCAGACUGAACUAAACACAGCACCCAAAACCGAAAAUAGUGAAUUAGGGCAAAAUGCUGAUUGGGAAAAUAAAUUAAAUGGUUUAGAUAAAGAGAAUGAAAUUAAUAAUUUUAAAAAUAAACUAAUCACUGAAAUUAAAAAUAUUAGAACUAGAAAAGAAAGUGGCAGUAAACUGGAUAAACUUUUAGCCGAAGCCAAAAGCAAAGAAAAUUAUGAAGAAUUGGAACCGGUUAUGAAAAAUAUUGCCAAAUUUUCAAGAACUACCGCUUAUAAAAAUAAAAAAACCGAAAUUGAAGCCCAACAGAGAAGAUUACAAGAUUACGACCCUACCGGAAAGAAAUAUGCCAAAACAGUUCAUACAAUAAUCGGAGAGGCUUUGAGUGAGGUUAGUCUAAACGAGCAAGAUUUAGGUGAUAAAAUUAAAAAAGAUUUAAAAGACCUAAAAGAUAAUAAUAUCUCUGAUAAACAAAAAAUUAAAGGAAUUGAGGAAGCGGCUUUAAAAAAAAUUGGGGAAACUAAUGCUAAUAAAAAAUUCAAACUUAUAAAAGACAAAGCCGAUAAAGCCAUAAGUAGCAAUGAUAAAACUAAAAUUGACGAGGCGAAAACAGAGAUAAAUAAUUUUCUAGCCAUUGAUGAUAUCUACUUUCAAGCCAAAAAUACCGAGGCUCAGCAGUUAUUAAAGUGCUUAAAUAUUCCUAAUCAGCAUAAUAAUGGUGGUGAUAAAGAUAACUCUUCUAAUUUCCCUUGA